AUGAACGAAAUGUCCAGUUUCCUCCACAUCGGGGACAUCGUCUCCCUGUACGCUGAGGGCUCGGUCAAUGGCUUCAUCAGUACCCUAGGGUUGGUAGAUGACCGCUGCGUGGUGGAACCAGCUGCUGGUGAUCUGGACAACCCUCCAAAGAAGUUCCGAGCCCAAAUGGAACAGAAGCAGAACGAGACAGAAAACAAGAAAGUUCAUGGGGAUGUGGUGAAGUAUGGCAGUGUCAUACAGCUUCUUCACAUGAAAAGCAACAAGUACUUGACAGUGAAUAAGAGGCUACCAGCUCUGCUGGAGAAGAAUGCAAUGAGAGUAACACUGGAUGCCACUGGCAAUGAGGGCUCCUGGCUCUUUAUUCAGCCUUUCUGGAAGCUUCGAAGUAAUGGAGACAAUGUGGUUGUAGGGGACAAAGUAAUUCUGAACCCUGUCAAUGCUGGACAGCCCCUGCAUGCAAGCAACUAUGAGCUCAGUGACAAUGCUGGCUGCAAAGAGGUCAACUCUGUCAACUGCAACACCAGCUGGAAAAUCAACUUGUUCAUGAAGUUCCGGGACCACCUGGAGGAAGUUUUGAAAGGGGGAGAUGUGGUACGCUUGUUCCACGCGGAGCAGGAGAAGUUUCUGACGUGUGAUGAGUACAAGAGCAAGCUACAAGUAUUCCUUCGUACCACUCUUCGCCAGUCCGCCACAUCAGCUACCAGCUCCAAUGCUCUCUGGGAGGUGGAGGUUGUCCACCACGACCCCUGCCGAGGAGGGGCUGGCCACUGGAAUGGCCUGUACCGCUUCAAACACCUGGCCACAGGCAAUUACCUGGCAGCAGAGGGGUCCCAAGGAAGAACUGGCCGAAGGAAUGCUGGUGAGAAGAUCAAAUACCGACUUGUGGCUGUGCCCCACGGAAAUGAUAUCGCUUCUCUCUUUGAGCUCGAUCCUACCACGCUACAGAAGACUGACUCUUUUGUGCCUAGAAACUCCUAUGUCCGGUUGCGCCAUCUCUGCACCAACACUUGGAUCCAGAGCACAAAUGUUCCCAUUGACAUCGAGGAGGAGCGGCCCAUCCGACUCAUGCUGGGCACCUGCCCCACCAAGGAAGACAAAGAAGCCUUCGCCAUUGUCUCUGUGCCCGUGUCUGAGAUCCGAGACCUUGACUUUGCCAAUGAUGCCAGUUCCAUGUUGGCCAGUGCUGUGGAGAAGCUCAAUGAAGGUUUCAUCAGCCAGAAUGACCGCAGAGAGCCUGGGAAAGAUAAGCCUCUUAAGAAAGAGAUCUUUGGUAUCCUGAAGGCCCCAUUCCGGGACAAGGGUGGUGAAGGUCCUUUGGUGAGGCUGGAGGAGUUAUCUGACCAGAAGAACGCCCCCUAUCAGCACAUGUUCCGCCUCUGCUACCGGGUCCUGAGGCACUCCCAGGAGGAUUACCGCAAGAAUCAGGAGCACAUUGCCAAGCAGUUUGGAAUGAUGCAGUCACAGAUUGGCUAUGACAUCCUGGCCGAGGAUACCAUCACUGCUCUGUUGCACAACAACCGGAAACUCUUGGAGAAGCACAUUACUAAGACAGAAGUGGAGACCUUCGUCAGCCUCGUGCGCAAGAAUCGGGAGCCUAGAUUCCUGGAUUAUCUCUCUGACUUGUGUGUGUCCAAUCACAUUGCCAUCCCCGUCACCCAGGAGCUCAUCUGUAAAUGUGUCCUGGACCCCAAGAACAGUGACAUCCUCAUCAAGACAGAGCUGCGACCCGUGAAGGAAAUGUCUCAGUCCCAUGAGUACUUGAGCAUCGAAUACUCCGAGGAGGAAGUCUGGCUUACUUGGAGUGACAAGAACAAUGAACACCAUGAGAAGAGCAUUCGGCAACUGGCCCAGGAGGCUCGGGCAGGCAAUGCCCAUGAUGAGAAUGUGCUCAGUUACUACAGAUACCAGCUAAAGCUGUUUGCCCGCAUGUGUCUGGACCGCCAGUAUCUGGCCAUCCAUGAGAUCUCCCAACAGCUGGGGGUGGAUCUGAUCUUCCUGUGCAUGGCGGAUGAGAUGCUGCCCUUUGAUCUACGGGCCUCUUUUUGUCAUCUUAUGCUGCAUGUGCAUGUGGACCGAGACCCUCAGGAACUCGUCACCCCGGUCAAGUUUGCCCGCCUCUGGACAGAGAUCCCCACGGCCAUCACCAUCAAGGACUAUGACUCCAACCUCAAUGACUCUCGGGAUGAUAAGAAGAAUAAAUUUGCCAACACCAUGGAGUUUGUAGAGGACUAUCUCAACAAUGUAGUCAGUGAGGCUGUGCCCUUUGCCAAUGAAGAGAAGAACAAGCUCACCUUUGAGGUGGUCAGCUUAGCCCACAACCUCAUCUACUUCGGCUUCUACAGCUUCAGCGAGCUACUCCGUCUCACUCGGACAUUGCUGGGCAUCAUCGACUGUGUGCAGGGGCCCCCAGUCUUGUUGCAGGCCUACAAUGAAGAUCCUGGGGGGAAAAAUGUUCGCCGAUCUAUCCAGGGGGUGGGGCAGAUGAUGUCCACCAUGGUACUGAGCCGUAAGCAGUCCAUCUUCAAUGCUCCCAGCCUCCCCACUGCCGGAACCCAGGAGUCGAUGGAUCGGGGAAAGUUUGUGGAGAAUGAAGACAUUGUGGUGAUGGAGACCAAACUCAAAAUCCUGGAAAUCCUGCAGUUUAUUCUCAAUGUGCGGCUGGAUUAUCGCAUCUCCUACCUGCUCUCAGUCUUCAAGAAGGAGUUCGUAGAGGUUUUCCCCAUGCAAGACAGUGGGGCUGAUGGAACAGCCCCAGCUUUUGACUCCACAACUGCAAACAUGAACCUGGAUCGGAUUGGGGAGCAAGCAGAGGCUAUGUUUGGAAUGGGGAAGACUAGCAGCAUGCUGGAAGUGGAUGAUGAAGGUGGGCGCAUGUUCCUCAGAGUCCUGAUUCAUCUCACCAUGCAUGACUAUGCCCCUCUGGUCUCAGGCUCUCUGCAGCUACUUUUCAAACACUUCAGCCAGCGUCAGGAGGUCAUACACACCUUCAAACAGGUGCAGCUACUGAUCUCAGCCCAGGAUGUAGAAAACUACAAAGUGAUCAAGUCUGAGCUGGACCGGCUACGGACCAUGGUGGAGAAGUCAGAACUGUGGGUAGAUAAGAAGGGAAGCAACAAAGGAGAGGAGGUGGUAGAUGAGAAGAAGGAGAAGAAAGAGCGCCCCACCGACGAGGAGGGCUUCGCCCAACCACCCGGGGAGAAAAGCAGUGAAAACUACCAGAUCGUCAAAGGGAUCCUUGAACGUUUGAACAAGAUGUGUGGUGUCGGGGAGCAGAUGCGGAAGAAGCAGCAGAGGUUGCUAAAGAAUAUGGAUGCCCAUAAAGUCAUGCUAGACCUUCUACAGAUCCCAUACGAAAAGGGUGACGCCAAGAUGAUGGAAAUUCUUCGCUAUACUCACCAGUUCCUGCAGAAAUUUUGUGCUGGAAAUCCUGGAAACCAGGCCCUGCUCCACAAGCACCUCAAUCUCUUCCUCACCCCUGGGCUUUUGGAGGCUGAGACCAUGCAGCACAUAUUCCUGAACAACCAUCAGCUGUGCUCGGAGAUCAGUGAGCCUGUCUUACAGCACUUUGUACACCUGUUGGCCACCCAUGGGCGGCACGUGCAGUACUUGGACUUCCUACACACCGUCAUCAAGGCUGAGGGCAAGUACGUCAAGAAAUGUCAGGACAUGAUCAUGACUGAGCUGACCAAUGCAGGGGAUGAUGUGGUGGUGUUUUACAACGACAAGGCCUCCAUGGCCCAUAUGUUGGACAUGAUGAAGGCAGCAAGGGAUGGUGUGGAAGACAAUAGCCCCCUCAUGUACCAUAUAUCCCUGGUGGAUCUCCUGGCCGCUUGUGCUGAGGGCAAGAACGUCUACACUGAGAUCAAAUGUACGUCCCUGUUGCCCCUGGAGGAUGUGGUCUCCGUGGUUACUCAUGAAGAUUGUAUCACUGAGGUAAAAAUGGCAUAUGUGAACUUUGUCAACCACUGUUACGUAGACACUGAGGUGGAAAUGAAAGAGAUUUACACCAGCAAUCACAUCUGGACUCUUUUUGAGAAUUUCACCACGGACAUGGCCCAGGUCUGUAAGAAACGAGAGAAACGCAUGUCUGACCCGACCCUGGAGAAGUAUGUUCUGACUGUGGUCCUAGACACCAUCAAUGCCUUCUUUAGCUCUCCCUUCUCCGAAAACAGCACCUCCCUACAGACACACCAGACAAUCGUAGUUCAGCUUCUCCAGUCCAGCAUGAGGCUGUUGGAGUGUCCCUGGCUGCAGCAGCAUCACAAGGGCUCAGUGGAGGCCUGCAUCCGGACCCUGGCCAUGGUUGCCAAGAGCCGAGCCAUCUCCCUGCCCAUGGACCUGGACUCCCACAUCAGCUCCCUCCUGAACAGCAGUGCCAGUUGUGCUGUUCAGCGUAAUGCUUCCAGCUACAAGUCAGCCACUCGAGCCUUCCCUCGGGUCACCACCACCGCCAACCAGUGGGACUACAAGAACAUCAUUGAGAAGCUGCAGGACAUCAUCACCACGCUUGAGGAGCGGCUGAAGCCAUUGGUGGAGGCUGAGUUGUCGGUGUUGGUGGAUGUUCUGCACUGGCCUGAGCUCCUGUUCCUAGAGGGGAGUGAUGCCUACCAGCGAUGUGAGAGCGGAGGCUUUCUGUCCAAGCUGAUCCAGCACACAAAGGACCUGAUGGAGUCUGAGGAAAAGUUAUGCAUUAAGGUGCUGAGGACCCUGCAGCAGAUGCUGCUCAAGAAGAGGAAGUAUGGGGAGCGGGGCAACAACCUGCGGAAGAUGCUGCUCCAUAAUUAUCUUCAGAACCGGAAACUGAACUCCAAGGGGGACAUACCAGAUUCCAUGAGCGCAGGCCAGGACCAGGACUGGUCACACAUUGCAGCAAUCCAGUGCCGGCUGGACAAGGAAGGAGCCACCAAGUUGGUAUCUGAUCUGAUCAUGAGCACAAAGAAUGAGAAGAUUUUCCAGGAGAGCAUUGGCUUGGCCAUUCGCCUCCUGGAUGGGGGCAACACUGAGAUCCAGAAAUCCUUUUACAAUCUGAUGACCAGUGACAAGAAGUCCGAGAAAUUCUUCAAGGUGCUUCAUGACCGCAUGAAAAGGGCCCAGCAAGAGACCAAGUCCACAGUGACUGUGAACAUGAAUGACCUGGGCAGCCAGCCCCGGGAGGACAGGGAGGCUGGAGAUGCUGGAGGCAAAGGGCGUAUGGCAUCCUUUGCACUCCCCAGCCCCACUUCCCGUUACUCCCUGAGUGCCAGCUUCCGCAGGGGGCACGAGGUGGUUGAUCGGGGGCAGAGCAAUGAGAUGGGAACCUCAGUGCUGAUCAUGCAGCCCAUUCUGCGCUUCCUCCAGCUGCUGUGUGAGAACCACAACCGGGACCUUCAGAACUUCCUUCGCUGUCAGAAUAAUAAGACCAACUACAACCUGGUGUGUGAGACGCUGCAAUUUCUGGACAUCAUGUGCGGUAGCACCACAGGCGGCCUGGGGCUGCUGGGCCUCUACAUCAACGAGGACAACGUGGGGCUCGUCACCCAGACCCUGGAGACACUCACCGAGUACUGCCAGGGGCCCUGCCACGAGAACCAGACCUGCAUUGUGACGCACGAGUCCAACGGCAUUGACAUCAUCACCGCCCUGAUCCUCAAUGACAUCAGUCCCUUGUGCAAAUACCGCAUGGACCUGGUGCUGCAGCUCAAGGACAAUGCUUCCAAGCUCCUUCUGGCUCUGAUGGAGAGCCGCCAUGACAGUGAGAAUGCAGAGAGGAUUCUUAUCAGCCUGAGGCCACAGGAACUGGUGGAUGUCAUCAAGAAGGCCUACCUGCAGGAGGAGGAGCGUGAGAACUCUGAGGUGUCUCCAAGAGAGGUCGGCCACAACAUCUAUAUCCUGGCUUUGCAGCUCUCAAGACACAACAAGCAACUACAGCACCUGCUGAAGCCGGUGAAGCGCAUCCAGGAGGAGGAGGAAGAAGGCAUCUCUUCCAUGCUCAGCCUAAACAACAAGCAGUUGUCCCAAAUGCUGAAGUCAUCAGUGCCCGUGCAGGCAGAGGAAGAGGACCCUCUGGCUUAUUAUGAGAACCACACAUCCCAGAUUGAGAUCGUCCGACAGGACCGGAGCAUGGAGCAGAUCGUGUUUCCAGUACCCAGCAUCUGUGAGUUUCUGACGGAGGAGACCAAGCAUCGGCUGUUCACCACCACCGAGCAGGAUGAGCAGGGCAGCAAAGUCAGCGACUUCUUUGACCAGUCUUCCUUCUUGCACAAUGAGAUGGAGUGGCAGAAGAAACUUCGAAGCAUGCCUCUGAUCUAUUGGUUCUCUCGACGAAUGACCCUGUGGGGCUCCAUAUCCUUCAACCUUGCUGUCUUCAUCAACAUCAUCAUUGCCUUCUUCUACCCCUAUGUGGAGGGUGCCUCCACAGGCGUGCUGGGCUCACCUCUCAUCUCCUUGCUCUUCUGGCUUCUGGUCUGCUUCUCCAUCGUGGCUCUGUUCACUAGGCGCUACAGCAUCCGGCCCGUCAUUGUGGCUCUCAUCCUGCGCUCCAUCUAUUACCUGGGCAUCGGGCCCACCCUCAACAUCCUGGGGGCCCUCAAUCUAACCAACAAGAUCGUGUUUGUAGUGAGCUUUGUGGGCAACCGAGGCACCUUCAUCAGGGGCUACAAAGCCAUGGUGAUGGACAUGGAGUUCCUUUAUCACGUCGGCUACAUCCUCACCAGCGUGCUAGGCAUCUUUGCCCAUGAGCUCUUCUACAGCAUCCUGCUCUUCGACCUGAUCUAUCGUGAAGAGACCUUGUUCAACGUGAUCAAGAGCGUGACUCGGAAUGGGCGCUCCAUCUUGCUCACUGCCCUGCUGGCCCUCAUCCUUGUCUACCUCUUCUCCAUUGUUGGCUUCCUCUUCCUCAAGGAUGACUUCAUCCUUGAGGUGGACCGACUGCCCGAUAACAAGUCCAAAGCCAGCCCCCUGGGAAUGCCCCAUAGCGCCGCAGCAUUCAUGGACACAUGCAGUGGAGACAAGAUUGGCUGUUCCUCUGGGAUCACGGUGCCUGAAAUUCUGGAAGAGGAUGAUGAUGAGGACAGCACGGAGCGGGCCUGCGAUACACUCCUCAUGUGUAUAGUCACCGUAAUGAACCACGGACUUCGAAAUGGUGGGGGCGUGGGUGACAUUCUACGAAAGCCAUCCAAGGAUGAGUCCCUGUUCCCUGCUCGAGUGAUCUACGACCUCUUGUUCUUUUUCAUUGUCAUUAUCAUUGUGCUGAACCUCAUCUUUGGGGUGAUCAUCGAUACCUUUGCUGACCUGAGGAGCGAGAAGCAGAAGAAGGAGGAAAUCCUUAAGACCACAUGCUUCAUCUGCGGUCUGGAGAGAGACAAGUUUGACAACAAGACGGUGUCCUUCGAAGAACAUAUCAAGUACGAGCACAACAUGUGGAACUAUUUAUAUUUUAUUGUGCUGGUGCGAGUAAAGAACAAAACGGACUACACUGGCCCAGAGAGCUAUGUCGCACAGAUGAUUAAGAACAAGAAUCUGGACUGGUUCCCCCGAAUGCGAGCCAUGUCACUGGUCAGCAAUGAAGGUGAAGGAGAGCAAAAUGAGAUAAGGAGCCUUCAGGACAAACUCAACUCCACCAUGAAACUGGUGUCUCAUCUCACCUCACAGCUCAAUGAGCUGAAGGAACAAAUGACAGAGCAAAGGAAACGCAGGCAGCGUAUGGGUUUUGUGGAUGUCCAGAACUGCAUGAGUCGCUGAGACUGAUCUCCUCCAGAAAGAACUGAAGAGGGAAUGUUGGUUAUUAGACAAUUGUUACUGCAAAGAAACACCCUGGCUCUUCUCUCUCUCUGUGUGUGUGCUUCCUACUGGUGGGAUGGCCCUAGCUGAGUCAACUACUUACACCAAAAUUCAAACUCAGCAUUGGCUCCCUCAGUGUCAGGGAUCCCAGAUGGCAGAAGCUUUGAUCAGCAUCAGGGGGAGGGAGACUCCAGUGGACAAUCCAGUGGACAAUUCUGGAAGUGAAGAUGUGGAAAUCCACCAGGAGUCGGUUUACCUUACUGCCUUAGAGGAAGAUAAAGCACUUGGGAGCUUUAUCCCUUAAUACAGUAACUUAAAAAUUCAUUUUCAUUCCUCAACGUGGGUGAUUAGGAGUGGGUCAUUCUCUUUAUCUCCAGGCACUACAUUUUGGUAGCUACAUGCCUCAGGGGGAGGUAGCAUGAAUACUGUUACUAGUAAUUUUAGGGCUUCAUUAUUUAACUUAUUCCAAGUACGCCAUUCUGACUCAGACCUGCCCACUCGGCUGUCUCACCCACUGUGCCUCAAAUGUACUGUACACCUCAUCAUUUUCCUCCAGGAUGCUUCCUUCUAAACCUGGGGCAGUCACAGGCAGACAGCCUGGUAGACAUUUGGCUAAAAAACUUCCCUCUUCCUACCCCACCUAAUAUUCAUAAUGUAGGUUGAUGAUCUCUGGAUGAGGAAUUAUCUAGUCCUCCCUUUUGGAAGAGAUUUUCACCUGGUCUGCAGUAGAAAUGACAUAUCUCUGAGGUUUUCUGGGAAGGGCUGGUUUGUACUGAGUGGCAUCCCCCUGCUCCCCACCUCCAAUCCCCCUGGUGUGAUGUUUUACAGAAUUCUUGAAAACUAAUUUGUUAAUUGCCUUAAAUAAAUUAACAGAAAUCAAAACUUGAUUUUAAAAAUUAGGAUUCUUAUAUUUGUUAAAGGUUAGUUGGAUUACAAUGAAAGAGGGAAAGGCAAAAUUCAGACAUUUUCCUAACUGGUCUAGGGACCAUUAAGGAGAUCCUCUUAAAACCAGUGCAGCUGCUUUGCUGAAGAUCUCUUGGUGGAGUCAGCUAGGUGGCUCAGUGGAUUGAGAGGCCAGGCCUAGAGAGAGGAGGUGUUGGGUUCA
Molecule: messenger RNA, 8863 nt
Organism: Gracilinanus agilis (Agile Gracile Mouse Opossum)
Lineage: Eukaryota; Metazoa; Chordata; Mammalia; Didelphimorphia; Didelphidae
Gene: ITPR3
Product: inositol 1,4,5-trisphosphate receptor type 3
Exons: 56
Coding region: 1-7719 (2572 amino acids)
Biological process (GO): calcium ion transmembrane transport
Cellular component (GO): endoplasmic reticulum; membrane
Molecular function (GO): inositol 1,4,5 trisphosphate binding; inositol 1,4,5-trisphosphate-gated calcium channel activity
Source: RefSeq, a predicted model, not a curated record